Molecule: messenger RNA, 2174 nt
Organism: Lotus japonicus
Lineage: Eukaryota; Viridiplantae; Streptophyta; Magnoliopsida; Fabales; Fabaceae
Exons: 4
Coding region: 160-1575 (471 amino acids)
Biological process (GO): positive regulation of transcription initiation by RNA polymerase II
Molecular function (GO): DNA binding; zinc ion binding; transcription coactivator activity
Source: RefSeq, a predicted model, not a curated record
GAACCUCUUUUUUUAUUUUUGUUUCUUACAUAUCAGGCUAUCUAUUCUCACGAAACCUCGACGAACAAAAAAACACAUGAUUUUUAAGAUUUUCUUGAAUAUAAAGGGAGUUCUUGGAGAAACUGCUCAGUUUCAACGUUAGGUUAGGUUUUUUUUGCAAUGGAAGCCGAAACUCGACGGAAAAUCGAGGAAACUGUGUUGGAUAUACUCAAGAAAUCCAAUAUCGAACAAACCACUGAGUUCACCAUCCGAGUCGCUGCCUCCGACCAACUCGGCAUCGACCUCUCCGCGCCGGAGACCAAGCAACUCGUUAGAAACGUCGUCGAGUCGUAUCUUCUCACUGUCGCCGCCGCCGAUGGUAAACCGCCGCAAGAAGAGUCUAGAGACGACGUGCAACCCAACAGGGAGAUGAAGAAGGAGAAGGAGGAUUCAGAACGCGUUAUUUGCCAGCUAUCAAACAGGAGGAAUGUGGUGGUUCAAGAUUUCAGAGGGACUACACUGGUGUCAAUUAGGGAGUUCUAUCAUAAAGACGGAAAACAGCUCCCUGGUCCUAAAGGGAUAAGUUUAUCUACUGAACAAUGGUCAACCUUCAAGAACAGUGUUCCCGCCAUAGAGGAAGCUAUCAGGAAGAUGGAAGGAAGGAUAAGACCAGAGCUUAAUGGUGAGAAAAAUGGAGAUGCAGCAAAUUCAGUUGUUGAUGUUGCUCCUCUUGAGCUUGUCCCUAUCGAGAUCAUCCGGUUUGACGGGAGGAAUUACCAAUUUUGGGCUCAACAGAUGGAAUUACUCUUGAAACAGUUAAAGAUUCACCAUGUGCUUGUGGAACUAUGCCCAAAUGCUACAUUACGAGAAGAUGCAAGUGGUGAAGAAAUUGCACAAGCCAAAGCUGCUGAAAAGAGAUGGGUAAAUGAUGACCUAAUGUGUCGUCGCAACAUCUUGAGCCACUUAUCUGAUCAUCUUUUCAAUCAGUAUGUGAACAGAAAAAUGAGCGCGAAGGAGUUAUGGGAAGAGUUAGAUUUGGUUUAUCGGUAUGAGGAAUAUGGAACAAAGAGAUCUCAGGUGAAAAGGUAUAUUGAAUUUCAGAUGGUUGAUGAGAAAGCGGUUGUUGACCAAAUUCGAGAAUUGAAUAGCAUUGCAGAUUCUAUUGUUGCUGCUGGAAUCUCUAUUGAAGAGAACUUUCAUGUUAGUGUCAUCAUUUCAAAGCUUCCACCGUCCUGGAAAGGAUUCAGCAUCAAGUUAAUGCGUGAGGAGUAUCUACCUUUCUGGAAUUUAAUGGAACAUAUAAGAAUAGAAGAAGAAUCUCGCAAUGGAGUCAAACAUGUGGGUGAACAUUUUAAUAGUGUAAGAUAUCAUCAGGCCAAUACAAGUGGACACAGGGCUGCUGACAAUAGGCCACAUGGUAUGUAUAGGAAUAAGUUAGAACAAAAUACCAAGGGCAUAGCCUGUAAUGUUUGUGGCAAGAAGGGGCAUCUUUCUAAAUACUGCUGGAGAAGAUGUGAGAAGCAAGCCAAUGAAAGGAAAGCAGUGGAGGAUGAUAUGCGAAUACCUACAGCUGGUAAUACGCCUGGGGUUGAGUAACUUAUCCUUUAUUCUUUUAAGGUCUUGAGUAUUCUUCAUGAAGAGAAUGUGAAGAGUCUUGUAGACAUGUACAAUUAUGUUUGCUUCCACAUUCACAAUAGUCAGAAUCACAUAAGGUAUAAUAGUAUGUUUGAAUCAGCUUCCUUCUCCUAAGAAUCAAUUAUAGGAACCAGAAGCUUCUCUCUAGAAUUGAUUUUGACUUUAGAUUGAAAUGGAGAAGGAUUUUUGAACAUGCACUCAGUCAUCCCCUAGAGCUGCUUUUGACAUCUUGUGAAUUUUGUCCUAUGGCGCCAAUCCAAACACUGUUCUUCCCUAGCUACCUUUGUUGGGCAUAACCAUAACACCUUUUCUAAUUAGGCUAGGUUUUCAUGGUCCAUUUUUGUGUAAGUAAAUGUCCAUAUCCUUGGUGAAUUUAAUUUGUGCCUUUUAACCUCCUGGCUGAUUGAUUUAUAACAACAGUUGUAAAUUGCGCUAUAAAGCAACUGUACUUGGGCUCUGUUUGUCAAUAUCAGCUUAAUUUUAUGCAGUGAUUCAAUGGAGCAGAACCAGAUAGUUUUCCUGGAGGAAGUGAAAUAUUUGAAAAAUGUUGUCAGAGCAAA